GAAAUGGCGAAUCCUGGUGGAGGGGCUUCGCCUCCCGUGGCAACUUUGUGGGGUGAAGUAAAUAAAGCCGGUCAGAAUGGAGAUUUUACCAGGGCCCUGAAAUCGCUGAACAAAAUAUUGCAGGUGACAAAGGAAGAUGUCACGGCUCUUCAUUGCAAGGUAGUUUGUCUUAUCCAGAAUGGAACCUUUAAAGAGGCCCUUAAUGUAAUUCACAGCAACACUAAAGUUCUAACAAGUGAUGUAGUAGCAUUUGAAAAAGCAUACUGUGAGUACAGGUUAAACCGAAUUGAAACUGCAUUAAAAACCAUUGAAGGGGCUCCACAAAAGUCAGAGAAAUUAAAAGAGCUCCAUGGACAAGUAUUAUAUAGAUUGGAAAGGUACAGUGAUUGCUUAUCUGUGUAUCGAGAUAUAAUUAGAAAUUCUCAGGAUGAUUAUGAUGAGGAGAGAAAGACAAACUUGUCAGCUGUAUUGGCAGCAUUGAGUAUCUGGGAAAAAAAGUCAACGGAGGACCUUGGCAUUCAGGAGACCACAUAUGAACUGUGCUAUAAUUCUGCCUGCACAUUGAUAGGCCAAGGCCAGUUGCGUGAAGGAAUGGUAAAACUGCGAGAAGCUGAAGAACUUUGCAGACAGUCUAUUUCAGAAGAUGCUGAUUUAACUGAAGAAGAUAUAGAGGCAGAACUGGCUAUAAUUCAUGGUCAGAUGGCCUAUGUCAUGCAGCUACAAGGCAACACAGAUAAUGCUCUACAACUCUACAAUCAAAUCAUUAAGUUAAAGCCCACCGAUGUUGGUUUGUUGGCUGUGGUGGCAAACAAUAUCAUUACUGUUAACAAGGACCAAAAUGUCUUUGACUCAAAGAAAAAAGUGAAACUUACAAACGCAGAAGGAGUGGAGCACAAACUGUGCAAGAAACAACUUCAAGCUAUUGAAUUUAACAAGGCUCUGCUUUCAAUGUAUACAAACCAGGCUGACCAGUGUCGAAAAUUAUCCGCAAGUCUUCAAUCACAGGACCCAGAGGAUCUGCUGCCUGUGCUCAUCCAAGCUGCCCAGCUCUACAAGGAGAAGCAACAUACCAAAGCUGUAGAGCUUCUUCAGGAAUUUGCAGAGCAGCAUCCUGAUAAUGCAGCUCAAAUCAAGUUAACUAUGGCACAGCUUAAACUUGCACAAGGAAAUGUCACAAAAGCUUGUAUGAUCCUAAAGAGCAUUAAGGAGCUACAACAUACACCUGGCAUGGUGUCAGCACUUGUAACUAUGCACAGCCAUGAUGAAGAUAUAGACAGUGCUAUUGAAGUGUUUUCUAAUGCAAUCAGCUGGUAUCAAGAAAACCAACCAACCUCCCCAUUGCACUUGUCUUUGGUAAGAGAGGCGGCAAACUUCAAACUAAAACAUGGGCGGAAAAAAGAUGCAAUUAGCGAUCUGGAACAGUUAUGGAGACAAAACCCCAAAGACAUACAUACCUUGGCCCAACUCAUCUCUGCUUACUCACUGGUGGAUGCAGAAAAAGCAAAAAUACUUAGCAAGCAUUUGCCAUCUUCUGACACAAUGAAGCUGAAAGUUGAUGUUGAUGCCCUGGAAAAUUCUACAGGAGCUACUUUUAUUAGGAAAAAAGCUGCAAAAGUUGCUGGAGAACAAGCAAAGGAACAAGGGCCUACUGACAUUAAAAAGAAGAAGACGAAAAAAAAGAAAGGAAAGUUGCCCAAGCAUUAUGAUCCAAAGGUUACACCAGAUGCAGAAAGAUGGCUCCCAAUGCGUGAGCGCUCUUAUUAUCGUGGAAAGAAGAAGGGUAAAAAGAAGGAUCAGAUAGGAAAAGGGACACAAGGAGCUACGUCAUCUGCAUCAGCUGAACUGGAUGCGAGUAAAACAGCAAGUAGUCCUCCCACAUCUCCACGACCUGGGUUGGCUGCACCAGGAGGCUCUUCCUCUUCUAGCAAUGUCAUUCCCCCCAGACAUCAAAAGCCAGUAGGAGCUGCAGGCACAAAGAAGAAACAGCAGCAAAAGAAAAAGAAAGGAGGGAAAAGUAGUUGGUGAUGAACUAGUAUGUUCUCCAGUAAUUUAUGUCUUACCACAAUUUUCUGUUUGCUACGCUCAAGUUUUCCAUUUAAAGCUUAAAUUCAAUUUCUUUUAGUAUUUACAGCAUCUCUCCUCCCAACUAUUUUUAUUUUUAAGGACCAUGUUUGUCAUGGAGGAGAAUACCUAUGUUCAAGUGAAACCUUAAGCUGUGCAAAACUAGAAAAUGUUAAUACAUACGUUUAUUUUAUCAUUUGAGUUGAAAAAUAAAGCAAGGCUUAUACAAUG
Messenger RNA from Xenopus laevis (African clawed frog), 2292 nucleotides. It is a transcript of the gene srp72.S, whose product is annotated as signal recognition particle 72kDa S homeolog. Gene Ontology annotation, molecular function: 7S RNA binding; ribosome binding. Gene Ontology annotation, cellular component: signal recognition particle; signal recognition particle, endoplasmic reticulum targeting; cytoplasm. The record is from RefSeq and is marked provisional. Lineage: Eukaryota; Metazoa; Chordata; Amphibia; Anura; Pipidae. Gene Ontology annotation, biological process: SRP-dependent cotranslational protein targeting to membrane.